AUGUACGCAGAAGAAAUUAAAGUUGUCAUAUUAGGAAAUUCAGGUGUUGGAAAAAGCAGCAUUAUGAUGAGAUUUGUCAAGGAUGAGUUUUCAGCUACUUAGCCAACAACAAUGGGUGCAGCAUUUAUGUCAAAAAUAAUCAAGACAAAUGAUAAUUAAUUUAAAUUUUAGAUUUGGGAUACUGCAGGACAAGAGAAGUAUAAAUCUUUGGCACCCCUUUACUAUAGAGAGGCCAGAAUAGGAAUUGUAGUUUAUGAUAUAACUUCUUUAGCUUCUUUUGGAGUAUUAAAGACUUGGAUUACAGAAUUACAAAAAUAAGGCCCAGAAAACUUGAUAUUAGCAAUAGUCGGCAAUAAAUCAGAUUUACAGGAUAAAUAAGAAGUUCCUUACGAAGAUGCAAUGAAUUUCGCUAAGUAAGUUGACGCCCUUUUUGAGCUGACUAGUGCCAAAGAAAACAGAGGAAUCAAUGAUUUAUUCAUGAAGUUAGCUAGUAAAAUCGAGUAGUAAAAAAUAUAAAACAGCAUGAAAAAAAAUGUCAGUAGUUAAUCUUUUGCAGUUAAUAGCAAUUAACAUAAUAAACAAGGAUCUUGCCCCUGUUGA
Tetrahymena thermophila SB210 is the source of this 600-nucleotide messenger RNA. RefSeq names its product small guanosine triphosphatase family (GTPase)-like Ras family protein. NCBI's taxonomy places the organism in Eukaryota, Ciliophora, Oligohymenophorea, Hymenostomatida, Tetrahymenidae. The record is from RefSeq and is a predicted model, not a curated record. Gene Ontology annotation, molecular function: GTPase activity; GTP binding. The transcript has 7 exons.